Ooceraea biroi (clonal raider ant) is the source of this 3465-nucleotide messenger RNA. It is a transcript of the gene klhl10, whose product is annotated as kelch-like protein 10. The record is from RefSeq and is a predicted model, not a curated record. Gene Ontology annotation, molecular function: protein binding. NCBI's taxonomy places the organism in Eukaryota, Metazoa, Arthropoda, Insecta, Hymenoptera, Formicidae.
ACAUGUCACAGCCAGACGCGACAUUUAUUCGCUUUUAAAAUCACACAAAAUAGUUUGUAUUCCUCUUACAAUCCCCUCACCGCUUUCAAUCCCUUUCACGCUCGCCUGCAUUUCUUCAGUCUACGAAUCAAUCUUCAAUCCCUCCGCCCACGUGUCAAAAUUUUGACACAUUCUAAAUUCCGGUACAUAUUACUGACUGCAGCACAUUUCAGCCAUUGAUAAUUAUCCUCAGCAACUAACUGCAAGAGCAAAACUCUAUCGUAACCACAUCUUCACCCCAGAUCGAAAAAUUAUCAAGUCUGAAAUUGUGGAAAUUACACUGCAAGAUUGAAACAAAUUUCUAACCUUUUGGAAAAUUGCUAAAUUUUCAAGAAACAAUUAUUUUACUUCGUAUUAUGUACAAAUGUAAGAUAAAUUAUUACAAUAUUAAUUACAUAACUUUAGAAAUUUAGUAAUUUAAUGUACACAAAUGGCGAAAUUAUUUUAUUAGACGUAUGAUAAAAACAUGUAUUAUAUUCAUAUAUACGUAUAUGAUCAAUAUGAUUAAAAAAAGAUUGAUAGUACUUUUUUUUAACUUAACUAAAAUAUUGUGAUAUUAAUCUGAUUUUAACUUUUAUGAAUCAAAUAAUUUGAGUGAGAAUUCUAUAACUAUUAUAUAUGUAAGAUAUUAUAAUUUAAUUUGUUCGUUGAAAUUAAUAAGUAUUUAUUUUCUCAUCUAUAGGCUUACUGAAGGACCUGUUUAUCUCAAGAAAAAUAUUUUGAUGUUGUCUGCUCGUUAUAUGUCAUAAUCGUUGCGGGACUUUACACGCUUCGAUUAUUCAAGUUUUGAUAUGGAUGUAGAAGCAAGCACCAGUAACAGAAAAACAGAAAAAUGCAAUGCGAAUAAUCAAUGUUUGAUAGCCGAAAGUGGCGGUCGUUGUAUGAGCACGCAGGCGAUGCAAUCACUUUACGAUUUUCGACAGAAUAAUCUGCUGUGCGAUGCGGUAUUGAGACUGGAGGACGGUGGUGUCUUUCCGAUUCACCGAGCCAUACUUUCGGCAUGCAGUACUUAUUUCAGGGCAUUAUUCACGACUACAUUGCAUUGUCGUGAGAAAACCGACGUUCUUCUGCCAGGCGUGACGAGUCCCAUGAUGAAUCUGUUGCUCGAAUACGCAUACUUGCGAUCGAUUGAUGUGAAUCGCGAGAAUGUAUGUGAAUUGUUAAUUAUGGCAGAUUACUUGAGCAUUCUGGGUGUUCUUGAGCUAUGUUGCGACUAUCUGAGAGACAAUUUAGCGCCAGAGAAUUGCAUCGAAGUGAUGGGAUUCGCCCGUCAACGCUUCUGCAAGAAAUUGGAAAACGAUGCUUAUCGUUUUAUUGUAGGACACUUUGUCGAGGUAUCUCAGAGAAAUGAGGAGAUUUUACAUUUACCAAUCGAAGAACUGAAACCGUUAGUCGGCGCCGAUGAAUUAAAUGUUAAGAGCGAGCAGACGGUUUGGGAACUGGUUCUGAGAUGGAUAAAUCACGAUCCAGACUCUAGGAAAGACUACAUAGUUGAUUUAAUGAAAAAUAUCAGACUGGGCUUGUUAGACACGCAGUUCUUUCUGGAGAACGUCAAGGAUCACCCCUAUGUCGUGGGCAAUGAUGCCUGUCGUCCCAUCAUCAUCGAAACUCUGAAAUUUUUGUACGACCUGGAAAUGAUCACGCAGAAAGAUGGAGAGGUGCCAACGCCGGAAAUCGCGCGGCCCAGAGUGCCGCACGAGAUUUUGUUCGCCAUUGGUGGAUGGAGCGGUGGCUCACCGACAAAUUAUAUCGAGACGUACGAUACGAGAGCAGAUCGAUGGAUUCCGAUCAAGGAAACAGAUCCAACCGGUCCGCGAGCUUACCAUGGACUCGCGGUAAUUGGUUUUGAUAUCUAUGUCAUCGGAGGAUUUGAUGGGGUUGAUUAUUUCAACAGUUGCCGUUGCUUCAAUGCGGUGACCAAGGAGUGGCGAGAGGUUGCUCCCAUGAAUGCUAGAAGAUGUUACGUUAGCGUAGCGGUCUUAAACAAUUUGGUCUACGCGAUGGGUGGGUACGAUGGAUAUCAUCGGCAAAAAACAGCAGAACGUUAUAAUUACAAAACGAAUCAAUGGUCUCUCAUUGCUCCAAUGAACGUGCAGAGAUCUGAUGCGAGUGCAACUACUUUGAACGAUAAGAUAUAUAUCACGGGUGGUUUCGAUGGACAUGACUGCCUAAAUACGGCCGAGGUAUAUGAUCCGAACACCAACCAGUGGACGAUGAUAACUGCAAUGAGGUCGCGCAGGAGCGGCGUGUCAUGCAUAUCUUAUCACGGCUGCGUUUAUGUUAUUGGAGGCUUCAACGGGGUAUCGAGAAUGUGUAGUGGAGAGAAAUAUAAGCCUUCUACAAACAGUUGGAGCCACAUUCCCGACAUGUAUAAUCCGCGUAGCAACUUCGCCAUUGAAGUCAUCGACGACAUGAUCUUCGCACUCGGCGGGUUUAACAGUGUCACUACGACAUAUCAGGUGGAAUGCUAUGAUGAAAAGACAAAUGAAUGGUAUGAAGCGACGGACAUGAACAUAUGCAGAUCGGCAUUGUCUGCCUGCGUGAUCAUGGGUCUUCCAAACGUAUAUGAUUACAUACACAAGCAUCGCGAGCGAUUGAUGGAAGAGAAACGCCAGAAAUUGUUAGCUCACGAGGUACGCCGGGCCCAGCAUCAGCAACAGGAACAGGGACAAGUGAGACAAAAUUUGCAAAUCAGCCCGAUGAUCCCGAUACCACCACCCUUUCCGCGCACGAACGAAAACGACAGUAACAACAAUCGCCAGCGUUAAAGCCACGUUAAAGGAUCACGUAUAUAUUCACGUGUGUCACCGGCCGCGCAACAUCUAUCUCAUUCUAUCGAUCGCCAAUGCAAAUUUCGGAUUAUCGCCAGACGAGAUGGCGAUCAAGGAAAUAAAUAUGUGGCCAACAACGAUCGAUUGUCAAUGGCAACAGCAAUCGAGGCGAUUGCUUAUUAUAUAUACAUCAUUAUUAUUCUUAUCUACUUGUGUGAGGAGAAUAUUUUCAGAGGCUGCCAUUUACUCAGCUUUAUUAAGUCAAAUUUUUUUGCUACUGCGGAAUAUUUAUAUUGGACCUUUUUGCGAUACGAUUUUACAUGUGUUGUGCGUCGAAUGAUUGGAACGAUUUCGAUAACACGAAGUAAACGCUCCUUGCCGCGAACGCGAUAUCCAAUAUUAGACACAAUGACUGUCGGUUGGAAUAAUUAGAGUGUGUACAUUAACACUGCGAGAAGAAAAAGCCAAAUGUAAUAUGAGAAGCGGAAUGCAGGAAAUGGAUACGAAGUUCUAUGAGAUAACUCUGUGAUAAGUAUGAUGAUAAAUAUGAACCGCCUGUCCAAGAAAGCGUUCGUGUGCCGUGAACUAAUUUCCCAACGACCCCGUAUGUGUGAUUGCAUGUGACAAGAAAUAAAGUUGCCCUAAUUCCACACAA